Perca flavescens (yellow perch) is the source of this 3033-nucleotide messenger RNA. Its product is annotated as gap junction alpha-5 protein. Gene Ontology annotation, molecular function: gap junction channel activity involved in atrial cardiac muscle cell-AV node cell electrical coupling. Gene Ontology annotation, cellular component: connexin complex. The record is from RefSeq and is a predicted model, not a curated record. The transcript has 7 exons. Gene Ontology annotation, biological process: atrial cardiac muscle cell to AV node cell communication by electrical coupling; heart development; cell-cell signaling. NCBI's taxonomy places the organism in Eukaryota, Metazoa, Chordata, Actinopteri, Perciformes, Percidae. The coding region runs from base 504 to 1736 and encodes 410 amino acids.
GAGGCUGGUACAAACUAGAGUCUCACACACAUUUCAGUUCAGUUCAGUUCAAACUGCUCUCAUCUGUGCGCUGCUGUCUCACUGUCAACUCAACUGAAGGAACUUCUUUUUUGUUCAUCCGUCUGUCUCUCUGCUCGGAGCUUGACCCGUCUCAAGUCCAGAUUCAGCGACUUAACUUGGAUUUAAGACACAAACGUGCAACUAAAAGAAGACAAGUCAUACACCUUAAAUACCUGGAAGACAUCUGCAACCACCUCACCUACAAACAUCUGCUGCUGCUGCUGCUGCUGCUGCUGCUGGACGCUGAGGAUCAGUGGAAGGGGAAGAAGUGCCUUGCUCAAAGGCUCCUCAACAUAACUGCUGGGGAAGAGGAGAGCAGCCACUUGACCAAAUUUGAUCAAGACUUUCUCAGGCCAACUGCAAUCCUAAAUCAGGUGGAUCUCGUACCUGCUGAGUGACUGCUAAGAGAUACAUUUAAAAAAGAAACAGAGCUGUAACUGGUCAUGGCAGACUGGAGCCUACUGGGAAACUUCCUGGAGGAAGUACAGGAACACUCUACCUCUGUUGGCAAGGUGUGGCUGACCAUCCUGUUUAUCUUCCGUAUCCUGGUGCUCGGGACUGCCGCUGAGUCGUCGUGGGGAGACGAACAGGAAGAUUUUAACUGUGACACCGAGCAGCCGGGCUGCGAGAACGUUUGUUAUGACCGAGCUUUCCCCAUAGCUCAUAUACGAUACUGGGUGCUGCAGAUUGUGUUUGUGUCCACUCCCAGUCUGAUCUACAUGGGCCACGCCAUGCACAAUGUCCGCAGAGAGGAGAAGAAGAGGAGCAGAGAGGAGGGAGAGGGAGAGGGAGGAGGGAGAGAGGAGGACACUGGAGGAGGAGGAGGAGGAGGAGGAGAGAACCAGAGGAGGAAAGGAGAGGACAGAGGAAAGGAAAAAGGAGAAGGUCAAUCAACAGGUCGAAUCCGUCUAAGGGGAGGGCUGCUGCGGACUUACAUACUCAGCAUAUUGAUACGCAGUGUCAUGGAGGUGGUGUUUCUGAGUCUCCAGUACUUCAUGUAUGGAGUCUUCCUCAAUCCCCUGUAUGUCUGCAAGGCCUGGCCGUGUCCACAUCCCGUGAACUGUUACGUCUCCAGACCAACAGAGAAAAAUGUCUUCAUAGUGUUCAUGAUGGCUGUGUCGGCCGUCUCUCUGUUCCUCAGUGUGCUCGAGCUGCAUCACCUGGGAUGGAGACACUGCUGCAGGCAGUACUGCUACAAAGAGAAGGCAGUUGGUCCUGCUAACACCUCGCUGGCCCGACAGCUCUCUCUGUCUCCUCCACUGCCGUCAACCCCACCGCCAGACUUCAGCCAGUGUGUGAUUGACUCCUCGCACUUCCUGCCCCUCCCUUUCCCCAACCACCGCCUGGCUAACCAACAAAACUCAGAGAACAUGGCCACAGAGAAGCACAAAAUGGCCGCCGCCGCUGACGAGGUAAACCUCCUCCAGAUGAGCUGCUACUCACCCGGAUGGCAGGAGACUCGCAACAAUCAGAUCCAAAAUGGCGGAUACCUGAGGACCGACACUAACUCCUACACCCCUGGGAGCAGGGAGAUCAGCUGCGUUCAGAUCCAGAAUGGCGGCCCAGACGGGCUGCUGCUUUGCCCAAAUGGAGGUCUCUGUCAGAACGACAAACGGAGAUUCAGCAAAACCAGCGGAACGAGCAGCCGAACGAGAGCAACCGACCUCUCUGUUUAGGAAGAAAGAAGAAAAUUCCAAAUAAACUGGAACAUAUUUGACCCUUUUAUGCAUGACCACAUGCACAUCAAACACAAAGCUUCUCAUUUAAGUCAGCUGGGAGGAGUUAUCUCUGUGUCCACUCUGUCGACCUGAUUAAGAGACUUUUCCUUCUGACAUUAUACUAGAGCUAAAGAAAUCCUUAGUCGACUAACACUCAUGAUUUUGUCGAAUUUAAUGGAUAGAUCUGCAAAACUGAAUUUCUCCACAAAGAAUCAUGCAAAAACCAUCACUUUGAAUCUUGUGUUGAUGUGCUUAAAAGUUUCUUGGAAACAAGUUACUCAGGAUGAAAAAGUAUACAAAAUGACUAAUUGUCUAAAGAAAUCUUAGACGACCAAAUGACUGAUUGGUCGACCAGUCGACUAAGAGGAGGCAGCCCAACAUUAUGAUUGCCCUCAAAUGUUGCUAUAAAAUCCUGACUGCCAAAAAAUUGAACGUUGUUGCAGUUAAGGUGUGUCUAAAAGUCAUAAAAACAGAACAGUAUGCAUGCAGAGACAAUGCACAUUAAUCUGGAGAAUCAUGUUUAUAACACAGUUUAAAGGCAGGCAAAAACGUAAAAGCUAAAGUAGAGAUGAAGACUGUUCUCUGAUCACAAUGCACUCAACCUUUGUGCUGUUUGCCAGAUAUUUCACUCUGAGUGCAGUUAGUUUCUUAAAAGAUAAUUUUUGUAGUUGCAGAGACACAUUUUUCCUGAAACAUAUCUACUAAAUCAUCAGCAUUUAGGUUUAACGGUAUUUUUUUUGUUGUUGAUGGAAGCCGAGAACAGUGAUUGCUGAUGACUAGUCUAUAUCCUUGUGACACUAGCCGAUGACUCUGACCGGAAGUUGGUGCAACUUAAAGCAAAAGUUUUGUUUGAGUUUUAACUGCAGCAGUGCCACUGCAGAUGUUCGUCCCAACUGGAUAUUAAUAUGAAGCACAAAUGCCAAUUGCAUCUUCACACCAGCAUAUAUUUACUAUUUCUUCACUUUUUAAAAGUUAUGUUCAAAUUUCUCAUACAUGUCCUUUGUUAGUUUGGAGGACUACUGGUGACUUUCUAUGGCACUGUAUUAUGGCUAUGAACCCAUUUGGCCUAAAAUCUUUACAUUCUGAAAUGUACGUUGGGUUUUAUAAUAGCAUAUUUGUACUGUAGUGUAACAGAUGACACUGAUUACUACUAUCAGUGAUCAGUUAAAAUGGUUAUUUAUUAUUCCACUUUGAUAAUGUGAAUGCUGUAUAUUUAAAAAGCGUUGCAAAUAAAACUAUGCAAAACCUGUGGGAA